Messenger RNA from Cyphellophora attinorum, 747 nucleotides. RefSeq lists its product as uncharacterized. Bases 1 to 747 code for a protein of 248 amino acids. The transcript is spliced from 3 exons. The record is from RefSeq and is a predicted model, not a curated record. Lineage: Eukaryota; Fungi; Ascomycota; Eurotiomycetes; Chaetothyriales; Cyphellophoraceae.
AUGCAACGGCUUGCCAUUGUGAAGGGCAAGCUCGCACUUGUCUGCUUGGCGCUGUUCGCGGCUUCUGCUAGGGCGCAAAUUGUAUUGCAGUACUUCCCUGAUCUGGUCAGUGUAGGGGAGACGUACGAAUUGAAAUGGACGGCAGAAGGGAAUUAUAGUUACAACAUCUGGCUCAUUCAGGACGAGAGCCUGUACGAUGAUAACGACUAUGACUGGAGUAAGGUCAACGGACUCGCUGCUGGAUUAGUUUAUCAGCAUACCCUGAGUCCGACUUUUUCCUGGACGGUGCCAUCGAACUUAAGUGUCAACGACACCUACGCGCUCUGGCUGAAUGCCGGUGAGAUUCCUUUUCAUGGAGGUACACUGUCCACAGAGACGAGUUGGUUCGGCGUCACGACGGAGAAAAUCCCAUCUUCAUCGGCCUCGGCGAGUCCGAGCCCAACAGCGACCCAAGGAUCAAGCCAAACUUCAAGCGCCGAUACAGAAGAGAAAUCGAGCAAUCAUCAUAGUGGUCUGUCUGGCGGAGCAAUCGCUGGAAUCGUGAUUGGCGUCGUGCUCGCACUCGCUUUCGUGGUUGGCGGCUUGCUGCUCUUCCGACGCCGGAGAAGUAGGUCCAAAGAAGGGGACGGCGAGGCAGAAGCCAGAGCGAGAAGACUCGCGCCCGUAAUGCAGGAAGGAUACCCAGAAGGAUAUGAAUUGAGUAAAAGAAUGUCGAAAGCAGCGGUGUCAGUAACACAUACGGGGUGA